UCUUAAUCUUCCCUAUAUAGCUCCUUCAAUGGCGUCUUCAGGUGUUAAGGGAGACAAGUAUCGUUUUUUCUUAAACGAUGAAGAUGAGAAGAAUACCACCUGGAAAUUCGGUACUCCUCCUACUUAUGAGGCUGUCAACAAGCUCUUUGAAGAAGGCAGAAUUAAGAUAUGGCCGGCUGGGUCACUUGAAGAAAAAGUUCAGAAUCUUGUCAAGGCAUGGGAAACUGAAAUCAUGCACAAGAAGGAGAUCAAAGAUUUUAAAACAAUCGACACAAACAACUAUACUUUCAGCCUAAAUGGACGGAAAGCAUUGAAUAUGCAAGAAAUCGGAAAGCUUGGUGGAGCAUACAAUCCGCAUCUGCAAACUUCGUUACCAAAAGAGUUGAGAGUCUACGAUCCUGAAGAAGAAACAUCAGUUUCAUCUCACACUGCCUUCACCACAACUUUUCCUAGAGGAUUUGCUUUGGAGGUUUUCCAGGUUUACAGUGGACCUCCAGUUAUUGCUUUCAAGUUCAGGCACUGGGGUUACAUGGAGGGUCCAUUCAAGGGCCAUGCCCCCACUGGAGACUUGAUAGAAUUCUAUGGCAUGUGCAUCUUUGAGGUGAAUGAAGAGAUGAAAGUUGUGAAGGUGGAGUUCUUUUAUGAUCGUGGAGAAUUGCUUGGAGCUCUUCUCAAAGGUGCUAAAAUGGAUGGCUCUGUUGAAGAAGCAACUUCAAGCUGUCCAGUCCUCAGGAGCACUGGCUAAAAGUAACGUUUUAUGAAAUUGAUCAAUUAAAAAAAAA
This is a messenger RNA of Pistacia vera, 782 nucleotides long. Its product is annotated as pathogen-related protein-like. The record is from RefSeq and is a predicted model, not a curated record. The coding region runs from base 29 to 745 and encodes 238 amino acids. Lineage: Eukaryota; Viridiplantae; Streptophyta; Magnoliopsida; Sapindales; Anacardiaceae. The transcript is spliced from 4 exons.